AAAGUCAGCAAUUGUCAACCGAGCGACCGAGCGAGAGAGGGGAAGUCACGAGGCGACGGAACCGGAACCCUAGCUAGCGCGCGGCGUCCAUGGGGAAGGCGGAGGCGAGGUCCAGGGAGCACGGCGGGGGCGGAGGAGGAGGCAGCGGCAGCGCGGGGAAGAUCUUCGUCGGUGGACUGCCCCGUGACACCACGGAAGCGGAUUUUGUGAAGCAUUUUGGCCAGUAUGGAGAAAUAGUUGAUUCAGUGAUAAUGAGGGAUAAGCACACAUCUCAGCCAAGGGGCUUUGGCUUUAUUACAUAUUCUAACCCUGCCGUUGUGGAUAGAGUGAUGGAUGAUAUCCAUGAAUUCAAUGGAAAGCAAGUUGAAAUCAAGAGAACCAUUCCAAAAGAUUCUGUGCAAUCAAAGGAUUUCAAAACUAAAAAGAUAUUUGUUGGUGGGCUUCCUCAAGCACUGACAGAAGAUGAUUUCAAGCAUUUCUUCCAGAAAUAUGGCCCUGUGGUGGACCAUCAGAUUAUGCGUGAUCAUCAAACCAAGCGUUCACGAGGCUUUGGAUUUAUAGUUUUUAGUUCUGAUCAGGUUGUAGAUGAUUUAUUAGCAAAUGGAAAUAUGAUUGAUCUUGCUGGUGCAAAGGUGGAGAUCAAGAAAGCAGAACCAAAGAAAUCCUCAAAUCCACCACCAUCAUCACAUGGUAGUGCCUCUAGAUCAGCAUAUGGUAGGGAUUCUAGGGGUCAUUCUUCUGGCAAUGACUAUGGUGGACUGGCCAAUGCUUAUAGCAACUACAACAGUGGUGGAUUUGGGCCUUAUAGGAACCAUGGAGUUUAUGGUGGUGGUAGUCUCAGUGGUUAUGGUGGGAUAGGUGAAUAUGGUGUUCAGUAUGGCCGUUACUAUCCAGGAUUAGGAGGAUCUGGAAGCAUGCCUUCUUUUGGUUAUGCUAGUCGUGUUGGGCCGUAUGGAGGAGGUUUUGAUGGACCUUACGCUGGUGGGAACUUAAGUGGAUACAGGCGUGGUGGUGAUGAGAGCUUUGGUGGCCUCAGUAGUUCUAGCUUUGGUGGCGCUAUGUAUGGCGGCGCAGCAUAUGAUCCUGCACUAGGUGGUUAUGCAUCUGGUAGCACACCUGAAAGAAGCAGGGGAAAUUUGGCUGGUGGUUCAGGCCGGUACAAUCCAUAUGGACGAUAGAGAUGCCCUUGAAGGAUUCGACCCAUGAUAAUAUUCUCAGCAAUCUUACUUCCUCAUUGCCUUCUUUUAGCUUCUUAUAUGGUGGGCAUCUUAGCAAUGCUAGUACCCUUAUUAGAUUGAGCGUGUGCACAAGUAAUUUAUUCUGUACAUGUUUGCUAGUUCUCCUGAGCUUAAAGCUUUAAUCGGUACCAUGUAGUGAUCAGACUAGAUGUUGUAAUGAUGGUUUUGUUUGGGAUGAACGGAAUUCUGGUAUUGUUAGUUUUAUAUCAUCUACGAAGUAAGUUUAAGCUGCUCUGGUA
Messenger RNA from Oryza sativa Japonica Group (Japanese rice), 1477 nucleotides. Its product is annotated as heterogeneous nuclear ribonucleoprotein 1. The record is from RefSeq and is a predicted model, not a curated record. Gene Ontology annotation, molecular function: RNA binding. Lineage: Eukaryota; Viridiplantae; Streptophyta; Magnoliopsida; Poales; Poaceae. Gene Ontology annotation, cellular component: chromatin; ribonucleoprotein complex; nucleoplasm. Gene Ontology annotation, biological process: regulation of gene expression.